This is a messenger RNA of Trichomonas vaginalis G3, 9075 nucleotides long. RefSeq lists its product as uncharacterized. The coding region runs from base 1 to 9075 and encodes 3024 amino acids. The transcript has a single exon. The record is from RefSeq and is a predicted model, not a curated record. Lineage: Eukaryota; Parabasalia; Trichomonadida; Trichomonadidae.
AUGGAAGCAACUUCUAAAAUCUUCACGUCAAAUGACCAUACUAUGAUCAAACAACUAGCCAAAUAUCUUAAAAAUAAGCAUAUAGAGUUUAUGUACAAGAAUCCUAAAGAGAUUGAUGACUUUAUAGAGACUUAUUUGAAUUUACUUCUUAAGAAGUCUGGCAGUUUGAAAGACAAAGAUUGGGAGUUAGCUUGUUACUUAUCAUUUAUAUUUAUAAUCAUUUUCGAUGCAAAUCCUGAUAAAAUUCCGACAAUAACUUUAUUACAAAAUUCAGGUCGAUUAUUUUCCGCUUCAUUGAUCUUAAAAGUUAAACAAACGAUGCUACUUGAAGGAUCUCCACAUAUUAUGUCAUAUCUUGACCAGUAUUAUCAACAAGCAUUAGCAGGCUUCGAUAAUAGUACAUUUUAUUCAGCUACACUAUGUUUUUAUCUUCUACCUGCCUCAAAUUUCAUAAAUCUCGAAAUAAAAACGAAUAAAUUCAACUCAAGAAUGAAUAAUUUUUUCCAAAUCGUCUCAAAUUUAUCAAAUACUAAAAACGGCAUACAUUAUUCGAACUUACUUUUUAUAUCAGAGACCAUUUCAAACAUAUUAAAAUCAAAAGUUCAAAUUCCACUUGAAUAUUUACAAGUUUUUAACGUUCUUUUUCGAGAAACAAUCAAAUGCCCUUCUAUUGGAUUAGUUCUGUUCUUUUCUAACUGGUUAAACUUCAUUAAACAGUUAAAUUCCCAAAUGCAAAAUCAAAAUACGCAAAAACUUCCAUUUAUGGGCUCCAUUUUACCACAAUCAGAGUCAGUAUCGCAAUUGUUUAAUAUUGUUUCGCGUUACAAGUAUAAUGAACUCAUUACUUCGUUUUCAUGGACUUAUAUUUACUUUUAUGCCGAUUUGGUACUCACAGAAGAUCAGUAUCAUCAGCAAUUAAGAGUAAUAAACAUGAUUUCGAGCAUACAAAAGCGCGUUAAUCGCUCAGAAAUUUUUCCUUACAUGAAUGACGCGAUUUCUCGAUUUUCAGGAACACUUGCUGAAGCAUACAAAAAGAAAGGUCCUGCAUGUCAUAUUUUUACCCUUAUUACUUCAUUAGAACAAACAAUUGAAUCGUUAUACGCAGAAUUAGACGAAAUUCAGCCGAUUUUCUUAGCAACACCAACUAAAACAACACCGGAUGAGAAAGUUUAUUUCAUUGAUCAGAUUAGUUCUACAAAUUAUUACUCAGAAUACGAUAAAGAAUUAUAUACAGUUGUAAACUACAAAAUUUUCACAUCUGCAGAGCAGGCUGAUGCUUUCCACAAGAAACAGCUUGCAAGAGCUGAUGAUAUCAAGUCAAAAUUAAACACAAUUGCAUUUUAUUAUUUUCAAUUGCGUCCAAAGCUCAUGAAUCUCUUUUCUUCAGAACUAAAGACAGAUUCUCAAAGCAGCCUCUUCCAUUACAUCGUUAGUUUUGCAGAUACAUGGGUAAAAUUCAUGAUAAUGGCGAGCUACAAAUUUAUGUGCUUAUCUCUCUACAAACCAUCAACAGAUGAGAACUAUACAACAUCUAGACCAGAAAGAGUCUAUCAGUACGACUUAACCAACAUUUUUCAAAAAAUUACUUUGGCUUUCCAAGAAUUGCCAAGUACUGUAUACAAAAUGAUUGGUUCGACCAUUGUAUCUCAUAUUGCGUACUUUUCGAACAAAAGAAUGAUAACUUUGCCUUUUAUUAAUAUUUUAGAUCGUCCCCCACGCGAAAGAGGACCCAACGAUCCGCCAGAUACAUACACAAUUAUUGCUUAUGUUGUGGCUUCAAUGAUGUCCCUAACUUAUGAGACUGUACAGUAUUUCAAUUCAAGAUCGUACUCCAAAGCCCAUUUGUUCUAUUUGAUGACAUUGUUGACAUUUAGAAUUGGCACUCCCAAGGGCAGCGGCAUUCCGAAUCCAUUCUUCGGCUCAUUGACCCUUUUUUACUUCAAAGUAAUUGUCACUUCCAUUUUUUCGAACACAAAAUGGAUGACAAAUCAAGAAACAGCACUUAAAGCAGCCCAAGGAUUCAUCGAUGCAGAGAAUAGCAUUCAUCCGGAACUCCCACAGCGAAAAGGACGCAAUUCACGGAUGAAUUUGCGAAUUAUCAGUUUCGAUGACAUAAAAUAUUCAGCCAAAGAGCAAGCUGCUACUGCAUUUCUUGAUUAUUUCAAUGCAGAAGCCGAUUCCUCGUCCAUUCCCAUCUUCAUGCCCGCUUUCGAAGCAUCUUUGAAGUCAUCAAAUCCAGAAACAGUCAUAAAAGCUGCCAAAAUCUGCCACAAAUUCAUAGUUGGCGAACUCCCCAACUCCUGGGUUGACGAGCAAAGCGACACAAGGCGUGAGUUCUUUGAGUUGUACUUCAAAUCUCUCAAUGUUUUAGAUGAAGAAACAGCGAAAGAAGUAAUUGAAGAUGCAACAAUUUGUACUCCAAUGUUUUUGCAGCCUCCAAAACCUGUUUUUGAUCAUUUCUACAACGCAAGGAUUCCUGAACUUGGUUUUAAUCUUACGAUUAUAAUGCAAGAACUGUUGAAUCACGCUGAAGAGAAUGAAGAUCAUUACAGAAACAUCUUUGCUUUCUUGACAAAUGUUUUUGAUUAUAUUUUCAAUAACAUUUCAACGGAAAGACAACAUAUGCAGCCAAUCAUGAAAUCUGCGAUAUUCCAGUUAUUGCAGUGUUACGCGUUCGACUCAAUGCAGUCAACAGUUAAUGGCUUCGUCAGCCAUUUGAACUCUUUGUUCGCUCCUUCUUUUGCGAAAGGAGAUUUCGAUUUGUAUUUCUUGUGUUUGUUGAGUGUUGUUGGCCAAAAUCGUUCUGAUAUCGCUCAGAUAGCUACAGAUAUUCUUGUUUCUUUCCUUCAAGGUGUCAAACACAUAGGAGUAUCUGAUAGAGUUGUCGACAAAAUUGUCGUCAAUGUUUUGGCUUAUUUUUCACCUCAAACUCACAUGUUCUCAAUUUUGACUGGUUUGUCACUUUUGAAUCGAUUUUUCCCUGGUUGUAUUUUAUUGGAUUACGUUCGUAGUUUAUUAGUACAACUGACAGACUUACCUGCAAGUGAGACACAUUUCUGUCAAGUUCUUAAUGAGUUCCUUAAGAAUUGGUUGAGUUUGCAAACACAAGAAACUCACAAAGAGUUUGUAAUGAUGAUCUAUGACAUUGUUUGUCCAUUAAGUACAAGUGUAAGGAUCAUUUUGCACCAAAGAACAGAGAAACUCAAUGUUAAGAUUCCAAUACAUUCUUUCGCGGAAAUAGACACUAAAGAUGAUGUUUUGUUUUUCGAAAGAAUUACAUUGGCAAUCGGUUGUGGUGUUGAAUUCGAUUUCGUAUUGAACCAAUCAAUAGUUAACAGACUUACGGAGAUAACUUGUACGAAACCUGAAGGAAUAACAAUCUUGGAACACAUUUCAAGAUCAUUACAACUUUGUUUGUCUUCGAUAAAUCACAGAGAAAUUAUUCAUGAAUUUUUUCAAAUCGAAGUUUUGUUGUCACAAUUUUUAAAUCACAUUUGUAACAGCUUGACAUCGCAUUACAAACCUGUCCUUUAUCUCGCAAAGAAAUGUGUCCACAAGAUAAAGAGAUUGUAUGGUCCAGAACUCAGAUUUUCUCAACAAAUUUACGAAUAUUGUUGGUCUCCUGAGAAAAUUUUCACUCCUUUCGGUCCACAGCCUGAAAGAAUCGGUUUCUACAGGAGAUUGGCAAAACUCGUACCUGAUAAAGCGUCAAUAACCAUUAUUGACAUGUUCACGAACGCUAUCAUUGAGUUUGAGAAGAAAUCAAACACUCAAAAACUCAAAUUCAUGCCUAAUUUCAUCCAAUUCAUCAAAAUGUUCACUGUCAGAGAGCUGAUGUCCAUUGAUAUCAUUCACGAGAAGGUUUGCGAAGUCAGACAGAACAGUUCUAAUCUCCAACAGAUAAUAGACGUCUUCAUUCGUCUUAUUACGAACCCUGACAUUCCUUUUUACGCGUUAGCGAAGAAAUACGUUGUAAAAAUGGUCAGAAACUUUGCAGAUGAAGUUGUGCAAUACAUUUUAUUCUCUACGCAUGGGAAUAAUGUUCCUUCGAUCUUCUUCUUGAUGAUACUUAUCUUCAAUGAUGAUACAUCAAUCAUCAUCAAAGCAAUUGAAAGAGUUGUCAUGGGUAUUGAUGAUUUGAGUCAGAUUUCACCAACAGUUGCGAGAUUAGUCAAAUUCCUUGUUAUUUGUGAAUGGUACAACGCAUUUGCAGAUUCGUUGAUGUCAAUAAGUAUGAAAUUAUUUAAUUAUUAUUCAGAUUUGGUCAAAGACGAGAUGAAGCCAGGAAGUCAUAGGUAUUCGAUCUUCUGUGAUGUAACAGGAGCACUUGUUUGUUUAUUACAGAAAAACUUCGACAAAGAAAUCGCAAUUAAAAUCAGUGAAGCGUUUGAACAGCCAAUCUUGAUGGAUACACUCACAUACCAUAGAUUCAUCAAUGCUGCAUUCGAUACACAAUCAGAUGACUUCAAAUUCGACCUUUUCAUGGAGAUUUUUGAAAAAAGAAAUGUUCUGUCACCUUUUGUUGUAAAUAUUUUCUUGUCUCAUUGCAUUAUCAAGUCUAAUCACAAACCAGAAACCCUUAAUGCAAUGUUGGAUAAGAUAUUAUCAAUUUACAACGAAGAAAAGCACAGAACUGUUGUUAUAAGAUGUUUGUAUCAUUUAGUCAAAAUGAAUUUGCCAAAUGACGAAAAAAUCAAGUUCAUUUUGUUAAAUAUUCUCAAGCAAACUAUGUCUUCUCCAAACCCAGAGCACGUGAUCUACUCAAUACGGCUCUCCAAUGUUCUUUUGAAGAAGAACAAGUUGCCAACAGUUGUUUACAAAUCAUUUUUAGUAACUUUGUUGACAUUCACGAAAUUUUUGGAACCUCCUUAUUACAAAUAUCUUGUUAAACUCGUAAGGAAUGGUUCUAAGAAUAUAGAGAAUGAUCCAAACGAAUACAUCUCAGCAAUAAGUUACUAUUUCAUUGACAAAAACAUGAAUGUUCAUGAUUUGAUCCACAUUGGCAAUUUUUUGAUUCAAAAUCCGUUUUUGAUUGAUUUGCUUCCUUUCUCAUUCAUUGGCUACUUGAGUGAUCAACUCAUGCAGAGAUUGCAAACAAGGAAACAUAAGGAAGACAUUAUCGAAACGAAUGAACUCUUCAAUUUCAUACAGAAGUUGAUACAAAUUGUCAAACCGACAAAAGAAGAAUUUCAACAUUUUGUUGAUGUCAGUUUUUCAUUUAUUUCGAUUUUCUCGCAGCAAACAAUUAAGAAAGAUCCAUCAGAUAACUUCUAUACAUUGCUUGCUAACACUGAUUACGAGAUCAACUUAUCACAGUACUUUAAUUUGGUUCCACAAGGUCCUUUAACAAUGUUUUCUUUUGGUUUCAUUUGCAUCAUGAUGAAAUACAUUUCUGAUGCUGAUUUGAACAAUUUUAGUGACCAAAUCGACAGAGUUUUCAAGUAUUUGACUGAUGAAAAGAACCGUGUCAAUACUUUGUUGUUCGAAUUGUUCUGCGAACGCGUUUAUUCCUUCAAAGAAAUCAAAAAUUCGACAUUAAAAUUAAGUCAAAUGUGUUUGGACGAACUUUUCACGAAAAUGAAACAAGAUCAAAGAUGUUUGGACUUGUUAUGCGAUAGAUCAAUGAUAUUACUUUGUGGCCUGUUGAAGUACAACUACAAUGAUGAAAAUAGAGAAAGAUUACACCAAGUUUAUGAUUUUGUUUCUCUUUUUGUUCAAAACAAAAAUUACCAUUCGACAGGAAUUUUACUUGUUCGUCAUCUGUUGAAAUGUAUCGAAGUUUCUUAUUUUGGAGAACAAACAGAGCUUGUCAGUUUGUUGUUGGAUAGAAUCUCUUGUUCACAGGACUCUUUGAGGUGUUAUUCAGAUUUAAUUGCUCAAAUUUUGAGAAGUCAAAAAAUUUCUCCAUUGACGAAAGAGUUUUUACUCGAGAAAUUACCAAUACUUCUCAAAGACCAAGAGCCGAAAGUCAUACAGACAGUUAUAGACUAUAUUCCUGAUGAUUUGAAGUCAUUUUCUUUAGAUCUCAAAUUUAAUUUAAUUUUGGCAAAACAAAGUUCACCGACAUUUAGGAUUUCUCUUCUCGAUAAGAUCAGAAACUCAUUGCCAAACUUACCAAACCAAUCUAUCAUUGUCUUAUGCAAGAAUUUGACUUACGAAUAUUGGACAGAUGAAUUUGUUCCUUUGAUUAUUUCUUUGAUCGCCAAAAAAGUGAAAUUGUGGCAGCCUUUCUUCGCUUUAAGUUCAUAUUUCGUGAACAUAGGAAGCGAAUUAACAUAUGCUACAAUACACCAGAUCAUUGAUAAAGACAAUGCCGAUUCUUUAAGAGAUCUUUAUUCCUAUUUAGUUUCGAAAUGCGAAACAAAUAAAUUGUCUCAAAUGAUCAAUGGAAUUUCAAGAGCUUUCCUUUAUUCAAAUGAACGACUUCCAAAUGAAACUGUUCAGUUCGCGGCAUCUAUAACAGGAGAGUUUGAUACAUUGGUUGGUUUCACGAAGCCAGACAACAUAAAUCUCAAUUAUUUGAUGCCACAUCGUCAAAACGACACAAUUUUCGGAUUAUUAAAGCCGAAUUUGAGUCUCAGAGAAGCAGCCGCGAUGGCAUUGACGAUGCUUGGCCAAUAUGACUCUGCAUCAACUCUCUACAACGAGACAGAGAUCAAUCCAAUCAUUUCUCAAAUGAGAGACAUCAAUUUCCAAUUGAAUAUUUCCCAAGGACCAAUAAAUAUUUUGGAUGUCAUCAAGCCUUUGAUACAAAUUGAUGUCAAAUCUGAUAUAAUUGUUGAUUGUCUGUUGAAAGCUUCGAAGUGCGCAUUCAAGAACUCUAAAGAAGCAGCAAACGUGCUCAUAGAAAUUGCUGAAAAAGCUAUAAUUGAAUCUUUCAAGAACCAAGUUUAUAUUUCUAUUUAUCAGAAAGAAAGAUUCAUAACUAUUUCGAACAUUUUGUUGUUCUUGAAGCAGAAACUCGACAACAAACCAACAAUCACGUUCCCAGAAGAGAUUGACGUCAACUGCAUCAAUCCAAGCUUCUUCAGAGUCAUUAGAUCAUUCACAAAUAUUCUCCAGAAAACAACAAACAAAGAAAUGCCAUUGGAAAGCCCCGGAGAUGCGAUUUUCUUUGUUGAAAAUGGAAUGUCUCGAAUGUUUUCAACGAUUGUCGGCUACAAUUCGCGUGGAUUAGUCGCAAUCAGUGAAAAACAAGUCACGGAAUAUUUCGCAAUCAUUCAGAAUCUCGCUGCAACUGAGAAAAUUAAAGUGAAUGAUAUGAAACAAUUUGCACCAUUUGCAUUCAAUUUCUAUGAAGUUUGUCCUUCUCCUGAGAUGUAUCAAACAGUUUUCUCCGCUUACCAACAGAUUUUAAUUAGUACUGAUCCACUUCCAAUGUUUGUUUCCAAUUCCGCUGCAGCAAGAAUCAUAACUUUAAUUAGAUUUGCUGUUAAUUCCAAUGAUCAGCAAUUAAUUUCGAUUGUUGAAUCAUUUGCGAAUAUUUUCUCAACGGAACAAGCUGUUAUUUGGUGUGUUUGGUUACAGCAAAUUGUUGAAUUGUCAAGGGCAUCAUGGUUCUUCGAAAUUGUCUAUCAUUUGUUCAAUGACAUGAGUUAUAGAUCAACUUUGUAUGGAGAGAAACUUGGAAUUCCUGACUUCAAAGAUUUACUUCAAAAGAGAUUGAUGCAUUCUGUUACAACGCAAAUUGUUAUGAUGGAUAUCUUGGGAGGAUUCGUUAAUACUUUCCUCCAAAUAGAUAUAAGUGAAUACUCCAGAAUGAAGAACUUUUUGAUCUUGGCAAAAGAACUUUCUAAACUUCCUCCACAAACAAUUUCUUCUUUGGAUUUGAUCGAAAUCAGAACAAAGAAACCAAUUCCUUUGACAUUGUUGGAGAAAGCAAUUUUCGCUCUCACAAUUAGUGAGCUUUCUAGAAUAGAUGUACAAACAUUCUACAACUUGACAAUGAGUGAUGAUCACAGUCAACUCAUUAAAUACAUCGCGGAAGUCUCCAAUUCAUCGACUUCUUUGUCUGAAUACAAUGAUAAAUUGCAAAAAUCAUUGGCAGAAGUCAACAAAAACUUGCCAUUUAUCAUUUCUGUUAGAUUUGAUAACUAUCCACAUAUAUCUAUUAUCAGAAUACAUGAUGACUUUGUUUAUAUUGAUAAGGAUAUAUUUGUUAUUCAUGCGAUGACUUCUGUUUCUCCAAGAAUGACUUUCUUGAUACAAAGAUCAUCAAAUGAAAAUGGUUUUCAUCCUUCAAUUCUCACUUUGUCGACUAUUUUCGUUUUCUUCAAACAGAUGAUCGAAUCUAGUUACCAAUCAAGAAUUCGAAACAUCAGCAUGGACGCAUCGAAUGUUUUCGAAAUUGGAAAAUCUCUGAUGUUGAGUUCUUGUCCAGGAGACAUUAUUUCGCUUGAAACAUUGUUCAGAAUGGUUACAGCGAAAACAAAGGAAGAAUGGAUGGAUGAAUACACGAUAAAUGAAGGAAAACUCAACAAAGAAGGAGAGAAAUACAUCGAAACAAUGGAAACAAAAUCAUUUAAAGAAUAUAUGUUGACAGAAAUGGCACAGAUGGCUCCAUCACAGAUCAGAUUGAACAUUUUGAGGUCUUUUGCAUCGAUAUCGUUGUUGAGAGAGAUCUUCCAAUCAAAGUAUCCAAUGCUAGGCCAUGUUAUUUUCUGUUGCACUGCCGCUGUGAUGCCAAUUCUUCAUGUUGAUUUCGAUCUUGAAAAAGAUGAAAAUUCUUCAUCAUUCAGAUUGUCUCCAAACAUUGCAACAUCAAUAGGACCAACAGGACCUGGAGAACUCUCCAUUGCAUUGUCUGCUUGCGCAAGUGCGUUGGUCGAGAACUUGGAAUGUGUUAGAUCUUUCGUAGAGGUUUUUGUUGGAGACAGAAAUUUGGAUGAUCAUUCUAUUGAAGGAAUUAAAGAAAGAAAAGAUGAAAUCAUCGAAAGAUUGCUUUCUUUCGCGGCUCCAAAGGGAACUAAUGUAUCACAGGAAGAUGCGGAAUCUUGGCUUGCUGGAAUCGAUGAAGUUAUUAUGAAGGCAAGUUCUCCUGAAAAUCAACCAAUUGAAGCAAUUCCUUGGUUCUAA